Molecule: messenger RNA, 2691 nt
Organism: Erinaceus europaeus (western European hedgehog)
Lineage: Eukaryota; Metazoa; Chordata; Mammalia; Eulipotyphla; Erinaceidae
Gene: KLHL17
Product: kelch like family member 17
Exons: 12
Coding region: 230-2158 (642 amino acids)
Molecular function (GO): protein binding
Source: RefSeq, a predicted model, not a curated record
AGAGAGACAGCGCGCGGGGGGGGGGGGCAGAUUCGCAUCAGACUGUGUCUCCAGGCCUCCAAGUGAUGUGGGCGGUGCGGGCGACGCCGAGAAACAGCAGCAGCGGCUGGCCGGCGGCUGGAGCAAGAGCCGCCGGAGCGGACCGCUGCCGCCGCGGAGCCCCAAUCCUGCCGCGGGUCCGUCCGUCCGUGUGUCCUCGCGGGUCGGCGCGGGUCAGGCGGCAGAGCCCAUGCAGCCGCGCAGCGAGCGCCCGGCCGGCAGGACGCAGAGCCCGGAGCGCGGCAGCCCGGGGCCGGGGCCCGAGGCGCCGCCGCCGCCCGCUCCGCAGCCCCCGGCCCCCGAGGCAGAGCGCCCGCGCCCCCGGCAGGCCUGGCCCGCCGCGCCCAUGGAGGGCGCCAUGCAGCUGCUGAGUCGCGAGGGCCACACGGUGUCCCACAAUUCCAAGCGCCACUACCACGACGCCUUCGUGGCCAUGAGCCGCAUGCGGCAGCGCGGGCUGCUGUGCGACAUCGUGCUGCACGUGGCCGCCAAGGAGAUCCGCGCGCACAAGGUGGUCCUAGCGUCCUGCAGCCCGUACUUCCACGCCAUGUUCACAAAUGAGAUGAGCGAGAGCCGCCAGACGCACGUCACCCUGCACGACAUCGACCCGCAGGCCCUGGACCAGCUGGUGCAGUUCGCCUACACGGCGGAGAUCGUGGUGGGCGAGGGCAACGUGCAGACGCUGCUCCCAGCAGCCAGCCUCCUGCAGCUGAACGGUGUUCGAGAUGCCUGCUGCAAAUUCCUGUUGAGUCAGCUGGACCCCUCCAACUGCCUGGGCAUUCGCAGCUUUGCUGACACACACUCCUGCAGCGACCUGCUCAAGGCAGCGCACAGGUACGUGCUGCAGCACUUCGUGGACGUGGCCAAGACUGAGGAAUUCAUGCUGUUGCCGCUGAAGCAGGUGCUGGAACUGGUCUCUAGUGACAGCCUGAACGUGCCUUCUGAGGAGGAUGUGUACCGCGCUGUUCUGAGCUGGGUCAAGCAUGAUGUGGAGGCCCGGAGGCAGCACGUCCCCCGGCUGAUGAAGUGUGUGCGGCUGCCUCUGCUGAGCCGGGACUUCCUGCUGGGACAUGUGGACGCUGAGAGCCUGGUGAGGCACCACCCAGACUGCAAGGACCUGCUUAUUGAAGCCCUCAAGUUCCACCUGCUACCUGAGCAGAGGGGUGUCCUGGGCACCAGCCGCACUCGGCCUCGGCGCUGUGAGGGUGCAGGGCCUGUGCUCUUUGCUGUGGGUGGCGGGAGCCUGUUUGCCAUUCAUGGGGACUGUGAAGCCUAUGACACACGCACGGACCGCUGGCAUGUGGUGGCUUCCAUGUCUACACGUAGGGCCCGGGUAGGCGUGGCAGCUGUGGGAAACCGGCUGUAUGCAGUGGGUGGUUACGACGGGACCUCAGACUUGGCCACUGUUGAGUCCUACGACCCUGUGACCAACACCUGGCAGCCCGAGGUGUCCAUGGGCACAAGGCGCAGCUGUCUGGGUGUGGCUGCACUGCAUGGGCUCCUGUAUGCAGCUGGUGGCUACGAUGGGGCCUCCUGCCUCAACAGUGCCGAGCGCUAUGACCCCCUGACUGGAACGUGGACGUCAGUGGCUGCCAUGAGCACGCGGAGGCGAUAUGUGCGUGUAGCCAUGCUGGAUGGGAACCUGUACGCUGUGGGCGGUUAUGACAGCUCGUCACACCUGGCCACCGCGGAGAAGUAUGAGCCCCAGGUGAAUUCAUGGACACCUGUGGCCUCCAUGCUGAGCCGCCGCAGCUCCGCAGGUGUGGCAGUGCUGGAGGGGGCCCUCUACGUUGCGGGGGGCAAUGAUGGCACCAGCUGCCUUAAUUCCGUGGAGAGAUACAACCCCAAGGCGGGCACCUGGGAGAGUGUGGCGCCCAUGAACAUCCGCAGGAGCACUCAUGACUUGGUAGCCAUGGACGGCUGGCUGUACGCAGUAGGGGGCAAUGAUGGCAGCUCUAGCCUUAAUUCCAUCGAGAAGUACAACCCGAGGACCAACAAAUGGGUGGCGGCAUCGUGCAUGUUCACCCGGCGCAGCAGCGUGGGCGUGGCUGUCCUGGAGCUGCUCAACUUCCCGCCACCCUCAUCACCCACGCUGUCGGUGUCGUCCACCAGCCUCUGACCACCGACUGUACCAUGAAGGCCACACCUCCCUCAUGCCUUAAGCCUGCGGCAGCCCCGCCAAAAAUAACCCGCGUCCGUCUAGUUUGUCCAUACCUCCGUGUCUGUCUGUGUACCGUUUAUUUAUUCACUCACCUGGUUAUUUAUUUGUUCCAGUGCAGCCACCAGGUCACACGUUUACUCCAGAGGUGUCCUGUGGCACAGGACUAGGAUGCCCCCUCUCUAACCCUGGGUGUUGGGAGUACCCUCUUGUCUCCAAGCCCACUCUGGGACUGGAGGGAGGACAGCAGACUCAGAGGAGCUAGGGGGUGGGGUGGGGUGUUUCUAAGCAGGUGUGCACGCCCCUCCCCAGCCUGCACUUUGCACACCAUCCACGCCUGUCCCAGGCCAACAGUAGUGGGCUUCCUCCCCCUGGGCGCAGCACUGCCUCUAGAUCCCAUGCUGAGUCUGUGUGUCCCAGACCCCACACAGCAAUAUGAGCUGACUUGAAUAAUAAACGUAUUUCUUGGGUUGCCUGGGGCCUGAGGCUCAGUA